GCUCGCAGCCUAACCACACCUUACUAUCAGAAAGAUAACUGUCAAAACCCCCAGAAUCACCCAAAUGUUUCCAAACGGAGGCAUCAGGUCGCUUCAACUGCACACAAAAUUGCAGUCAUGUUCUCAGCUUUACAAGUUAUUCCCGUACUCCUCUGUUGCACACUGGGUGAAGCAAUUACCGGCGGAAGCCGCGCAGCAGUAUCAGAUUUUCCAUAUCAAAUCUCCAUUUGGGACUCUAUUGGACACCCGUUUUGUGGUGGCGCGAUCAUUUCGAGUCGUUGGAUUAUCACCUCAGCAACAUGCGCCAAAGUGCUUGAAAAUCAAUUUGACGGCAAAAUUGCAGAUGGAACUCCAGAUGCCUCUAAGCCUAGAACAAUUAGAGCAAUAUCAGAAAAAGUUAUCCACCCUGAUUACAACUCUCCCCCAGGCAAUGCCAACAUUGCACUCAUUAAAGUCGCCACUGACUUUUAUUUUGACUUCUAUACUCAAGCCGUGACUUUCAAUAACAAAACCAGUCCCGUGCCAGGGGACGAGGGUUUCGUAGCUGGCUGGGGUGCUCUUCACUACAACGGACCCGAUUCUGAUGAGCUAAUGUACGCGAGGAUGACCGUGAUUGAGCACUCCGAGUGCAAAGCAAGUUUGGAGGGAAAUUAUCAAUUGAAUGCCGAUCAAUUUUGCGCCGGCCAAAUUGGAGCAGGCAUAUCUACUUGCACCAGGGACUCUGGCAGUCCGAUGACCGCAGACAACGUCCUCAUUGGACUGGUCGCUAAUAAUUAUUGUUCCUACAAUGGCUUUCCCACGCCCUUUACUAAGGUUGGACACUACAGGGAUUGGAUCCUCUCUGUGGCCGGAGUCUGAAAUUUAUUCUAAUAAUUUUGUCGUUUAAUAGAUGAAAUAUGUAUGAAAAUUUCCAUUCAAAAGAGAAUAUUGUUGGAAAAAAGGGCACAACCUUCAAUGUAGAUUUAAUAUUCAACAUAAAAAGAGACAUCAAUAAAAACCUUUUGCAACUAAAAAAAGCAGACCUUUUUAAAAGUAAAAUUAUUAUUCAUUGUAUAUUUAAAUAUUAUUAAUUAUUAUUUUAUUUUUGGAACAAUUACUUGCUAAUUUUCAAUAAAAACACCUUUGUGGUUA
Neocloeon triangulifer is the source of this 1131-nucleotide messenger RNA. Its product is annotated as trypsin-6-like. The record is from RefSeq and is a predicted model, not a curated record. NCBI's taxonomy places the organism in Eukaryota, Metazoa, Arthropoda, Insecta, Ephemeroptera, Baetidae. The transcript has 5 exons. Gene Ontology annotation, molecular function: serine-type endopeptidase activity. Bases 118 to 858 code for a protein of 246 amino acids. Gene Ontology annotation, biological process: proteolysis.